CUGGACAAAAAAAAGUCAGAACACCACCAGUCGCGUUUUGAUGAGCGGCUAAGUGACGUCACGAAUUUGGUCAGCGCGGCAAGUCAGGCAUCAACUGUUAGUACUCUAAAAAAAGCUAGUAAGCCGAACUCAAUAAAGGUGCCGACAUGGCCAGGAUUGAGAAGAUGAGCAUCCUCGGAGUGAGGAGCUUUGGCGUGGAAGACAAAGACAAACAGAUCAUUUCAUUCUUUAAUCCCUUGACGGUGUUAGUGGGACCCAACGGUGCAGGUAAAACGACUAUCAUUGAGUGUCUGAAGUACGUAACGGCUGGAGAAUUUCCACCAGGGAGCAAAGGAAAUACAUUUGUUCAUGAUCCAAAGGAUGCUCAUGAGACGGAGGUGCGCGCUCAAAUCCGACUGCAGUUCACUGACCUCAACGGGGAGAAGGUUGCAGUUCAAAGGUCAAUGCAGUCCACACAGAAGGGCAAGAAGACACCGGAGUUCAAAACUUUGGAGGGGGUCAUCACCAGGAUCAAAUAUGGAGAGAAGGUCAGUCUGAGUUCCAAGUGUGCAGAGCUGGACAGAGAGAUGAUCUCAGCAUUGGGUGUGUCCAAAGCUGUCCUUGACCACGUCAUCUUCUGUCACCAAGAGGAGUCCAACUGGCCCCUGGGGGAAGGGAAGGCCCUCAAGACAAAAUUUGAUGCCAUCUUCUCCGCUACAAGAUACAUCAAGGUGCUGGAGACCCUGAGGCAGCUCAGGCUGAAACAGUCCAACCAGGUAAGGGAGUGCCAGGUGGAGCUGAAGUUCCUGAAGCUGAACAAGGAGAAGGCCAAGGAGAUCAGGGAUCUGCUCUCCACCAAGGAGACCCAGCUGGCCUCCUCCAAGGAGACCGUUCAGAAGAUAGACGGCCAGAUUGAGCCCCUGGAGAACCGACUGGCUGACAUUGACGAUAACCUGGGGAAAGUGAUGAAGCUCGACAAUGAAAUCAAAGCCUUAGACAGCAGGAAGAGGCAGAUGGAAGAAGACAACCAGGAACUGGAGGAGAAGAUGGAGCAGGUUUUCCAGGGCUCUGAUGAGCAACUGCAGGAGAUUUACCAGAACCACCAGAGGACAGUGAAGGAGAAGGAGAGGAAGCUCACAGACAGCCAAAGGGAUGUGGAGCGGGCCGCGAGAGAGUGCCAGAGACUGACCCGCCUCAAGUCGGACCUUCUAGUGGAACAAGGCCGCCUCCAGCUGGAGUCCGACCAACACACCCAGAACAUUAAGGCCCGCGACUCCCAAGUCAGAGCCCUGGCAGCCUAUCUGGAGAUGGAGGGCUACGACCGGACACCCUUCAAUGACCGGCAGCUCCAGAGCUUCCACCUCCAGGUCCAAGAAAGACUUGACCAGGAGACUGAGGCCGCCGAGCAAGUCAUGAGGGACAUGCAAGAGAAGGAGGCCUUGAAGCAGCGCAGCAUUGACGAGAUCCGAGACAAGAAGACCAGCCUGGAGAGUACCAUGGAGCUGAAGAAGGACCUGCAGAACAAGAAGCAGCAGGAGCUGAAAAACGUCAGGUCUGGCCUUCAGAGACUGGAGGGCUCCUCAACCCGGCUACAGGAGCUGGAGAUGGAGCUCACCAAUGCGGAGCGGGAGCUGGAAAGCGCUGUGGAAAGCUCCAAUGUGGACGGGCUGAAGGCGGAAGUGCUGGAGCUCCAGAAGAGCAAGGCAGAGCUGGAACGCAAACUGCGUCAGCUGGACCAGGAGAUGGAGACCCUGAACACACACACCUCCGUUCGCACACAGAUGGACAUGCUCAAAAAGGAUAAGACGGAUAAAGAAGAACAGGUGAGGAAGAUCAAGUCGAGGCACAACGAGGAUCUGGUGUCUCUGCUCGGUCACUUCCCGAACAAAAAGGAGCUAGAGGACUGGAUCCAUGCCAAGUCAAAAGAGAUCAAAUCCACCCGGGAGAAACUGGCCAAGAUCAAUAAAGAACUGGCAUCCGGGGAGCAAAAUAAGAGGCACUGCUCUGUAGAGAUCAGGAGGAAGGAGCAGCAGCUGGCCGGCUACGAGGAGAAGGUGUUCAACGUCUGUGGCAGUCAGGACUUCCAGCAGGACCUGGGCAAGCUGCAGGAGGACCUGGAGAAGACCUCCAAGCAAAGAGCCAUGUUGGCGGGCGCCACGGCAGUGUACACGCAGUUCAUUAGUCAGCUUACGGAUGAGGGCGAGCCCUGCUGCCCCGUCUGCCAGCGAGUGUUCCCCUCGGAGGCUGAGCUCCAGGAUGUCAUCAGCGACAUGCAGUCCAAGCUGCGCCUGGUCCCGGACAAGCUGAAGAACACCGAGCAGGACCUGAAGAAGAAGGAGAGGAGAAAGGAUGAGAUGAUGGCUCUCAAGCCGAUCAGGCAAUCUAUUGUGGAGCUGAAGGAGAAGGAGCUUCCUGAGCUGAGGAACCGGCUGCAGAAUGUCAACCGGGACAUUGAGAGGCUCAAAGGAGAUGUGGAGGAGCAGGAGACCCUGCUGUCCACUCAGAUGUCAGAGGAGGACACAGCCAAGGCCUGCCUGCAGGACAUCUCCCUCAUGGACAGAUACCAGAUGGACCUGAGGGAUGUGGAGAGGAAGAUUGCCCAGCAGGCUGCCAAACUCCAAGGUGUGGAUCUGAGCCGCACCAUCCAGCAGGUCAGCCAGGAGAAACAGGAGACCCAGCAUUGCCUGGACACAACAUCCAGCAAGAUGGAGAUGAAGCGUAAGAUGAUCCAGGACCAGCAGGAUCAGAUCCAGACCCUGAAGAGCAGCGUAAACGAGAUCCGGGGCGAGAAGCUGCAGAUCUCCAGCGACAUGCAGAAGCAGCAGCAACUGGAGCAGCAGUGUGUGGAGAUGACGGCAGAGAUCCAGACUCUGCACCGGGACCUCAGGGAAGCCAAGGAGCAGAUGGCCCCCCUGUCCGCCACCCUGGAGAAGCUGCAGCAGGAGAGGAAUGACCUGAUUUCGCGCAGGAAGCAGAAACAGCAGGAGGGCCAGGAGAAGAUAAAUGGCAUCAAAGACAAAAAGAAAAACAUGGACACCCUAGAAAGGGUGAUCACCAAAUACACAGGAGAGGGCAAGGAUGACUACAAGGAGCAAAAAGAGGCAGAGCUCCAAGAGCUCAAUACUCAGCUCCAUGAGGCCGAGAAGAACAAGGAGAAGAUUAACAAAGACAUCGGAAACAUUCGGCAGGACAUAGAUACUCAGAAGGUCCAAGAACGUUGGCUGCAGGACAAUCUGACGUUGAGGAAGCGCAUCGAGGAGCUGAAGGAAGUGAUCAGGAAACAUGAGUCUCUGAUGAAGGAAAUGGGGAACAUGCAGGUCCUGCAGCUACGCAAUGAGCGCCGGGAGUCUGAGCGCCGCAUGGAGGACCUGAAGAAGAACCGCAGCGUGGCCCUGGGCCGACAGAAGGGCUUCGAGGAGGAGAUCAUCCGCUUCCGGAAGGAGCUCCGAGAGGACCAGUACGGCAAGGCGGACGAGCGCUUCCGGGACAAGAUGAUUGUAAUGAGGACCACCGAGCUGGCAAACAAGGACUUGGACAUCUACUACAAGGCCCUGGAUCAAACCAUAAUGAAGUUUCACAGCAUGAAGAUGGAGGAGAUCAACAAAAUAAUUCGAGACCUGUGGCGCAGCACGUACAGAGGACAAGACAUUGAGUAUGUGGAGAUCCGUUCUGACGUGGACGAGAGUGCCUCGGGGGCCGGGGUGAAGCGGAGGAACUACAACUACCGUGUGGUCAUGGUGAAGGGGGACACCGCGCUGGACAUGAGGGGGCGCUGCAGUGCCGGCCAGAAGGUCCUGGCGUCACUCAUCAUCCGUUUGGCUCUGGCUGAGACCUUCUGCCUUAACUGUGGCAUCCUGGCCCUGGAUGAGCCCACCACCAAUCUGGACCGAGAGAACAUUGAGUCCCUCGCCUAUGCCCUUGUGGAAAUCAUCAAGAGCCGCUCACGCCAGCGCAACUUCCAGCUGCUCAUCAUCACCCAUGACGAGGACUUUGUGGAGCUCCUGGGACGCUCCAGCUACGUGGAACACUUCUACCGUAUCAGGAAGAACGUGGAUCAGUGCUCGGAGAUCACCAAGUGCAGCAUAUCUUCCCUCAGCACCUACCUGCACUGAGUUACAGACACCUUCCAAAGACUUGAUUCAUACAGACAGACAAGUAGUCAAUUUUAGACAUGAUCCUCAUCAGUCUAAUUUCAAUUUAGAAAUUUCUUUGGAUGUACAUUUUCAUUUUAUGCUGUAUGGUUAAAGGUGACUGCCCCCCCGCCCCAUUUAUGGAUGUCCUGUGCUUAUAAUUCCAGUUGGUGUUGAGACUUGUGCCACGUAGUUUGUCUGUUCCUUCAUUAAUCAAUGGAAGUCAUUGAUGAAGGAUAUUGGUUCUUAGACAAGAUGCAAUCAAUGCAGGAAGGGACCCAGUUGAGUCUCUGGGGCCUGGUUGUUGGUUACCGCUAGUAUCCGGUGUUCAGAGAAAAGCCUCUUGUAUUGGCGACGCUGCUAAUCAACCACAUCUCAAUCAAGAUAUUGUGUUCAUUCUAGGUAUACUUGAUAAUC
Molecule: messenger RNA, 4526 nt
Organism: Esox lucius (northern pike)
Lineage: Eukaryota; Metazoa; Chordata; Actinopteri; Esociformes; Esocidae
Gene: rad50
Product: RAD50 homolog, double strand break repair protein
Exons: 26
Coding region: 147-4091 (1314 amino acids)
Biological process (GO): double-strand break repair; chromosome organization involved in meiotic cell cycle; telomere maintenance via recombination
Cellular component (GO): condensed nuclear chromosome; nucleus; Mre11 complex
Molecular function (GO): G-quadruplex DNA binding; double-stranded telomeric DNA binding; single-stranded telomeric DNA binding
Source: RefSeq, a predicted model, not a curated record